AUGUAUGUUCCAUUAAUAGGUAGAUUGGCUUUAAGAGAAUGGUUACUCCUUACAUUAUCGUUUUCUUUAACAUGGCUCGAGUUCAUAAUAUCAAUAAUUACUCAAUUUUUGCCGUCACUAGUCAUCCAAUUCUUUACCAGCACCACGUUGGUGUUGUAUAGAUUCACGUCUAAUCCGGUCAACUUGAUCUACUCUAUGACUAAGGGGAAUAAUGUUGAUGAUGCAGAAAAAGCUCAAUAUAAAGUUUUGAAUUACCACAAUACAUCUAGCGUGACUAGAGAAAGUUAUGACCAGAUGAUAGAUUUAUUGAAUAGCAAUAAUAUAAAUGAAAUGUGCCAAUUUUUUGGCUACGAUGUGGAGAGUAGAAUCUUAAAGACCGAUGAUAACUAUUUCUUGACUGUCCAAAGGAUAUGCAAACCUGGUUCCGUUACCAAGAGGAACGGUAAGGUAGUCUACUUGCACCAUGGACUAUUAAUGAGCAGUGAAAUUUGGGUUACAAUGUUAGAUAAGAAUCAUAACUUACCAUUUUUGCUCUAUGAUUUGGGAUACGAUGUCUGGCUAGGUAAUAACAGAGGUAACAAAUAUUCGCAGAAGCACUUGUUCCAUGCCAUUGACUCGGAGAAAUUUUGGGACUUUUCUAUGGACGAAUUUGCUUUAUUCGACAUCCCUAACACUAUUAACUUUAUCUUAGAAGUUACUGGGAAAGAGAAACUCACGUAUAUUGGUUUUUCACAAGGUACAGCCCAGGCAUUUGCAAGUGUAUCAAUCAACCCGGAAUUAAAUGAUAAGAUUGACAAAAUCAUUGCUAUCUCUCCUGCGACUACUCCACAUGGCCUUUACUCUAAAUUUUUGGAUAUUUUUUUGAAAGCUUCGCCGCAUGUUGUAUUCUUAUUAUUCUCCAGAAAGAUCUUAAUGCCGUCUGUCUUGUUUUGGAGCAGAAUUAUGUAUCCUCCACUAUUUGACACCUCGAUUGAUGUGUCCAACUAUUUGUUAUUCAACUGGAGAUCCGAGAAUAUAACAAAAAUACAAAAAUUGAGCUCGUAUGCCCAUUUGUAUCUGACAACAUCGGUCAAAACAGUUGUGCAUUGGUUUCAAAUCAUGUCAUCCAAAAACUUCCAGAUGUAUCAUGAAUCUAAGUCCUCAGGCAUAUUCCCCAUGUCGUAUCCAUUGAAAACUAUACGUGUACCCAUUCAUCUCAUAUAUGGAACGAUCGAUUCGCUAGUCGACAUUGAUGUCAUGAAGGGCCAAUUACCCGAGAAAUAUACUACAACUCAGCCUGUCAAUAACCACGAGCAUUUAGACAACAUCUGGGGCUUUGAUAUAGGUGAAAAGGUAUUCAAAUAUGUCUUACAAUAUCUUGAACAGCCCAAUGUAUUUGAUGUUCCUUUAAUCGAAUAUAAGUCCCAAACGAAUUACUUACAGGCUUCGCCUAAUAUAACGCAAGACUUUGAAGACGACACAGGAAGCACCCUUAUAGGUAACUCUUAUUCAGAAGAAAGAGAAGUCGAUAUCAGUCGUAGAAGACCCUCCACAGGUGGUAGUGUGUUUAUAUAA
Messenger RNA from Debaryomyces hansenii CBS767, 1554 nucleotides. RefSeq lists its product as uncharacterized. The record is from RefSeq and is a predicted model, not a curated record. Gene Ontology annotation, biological process: lipid metabolic process. Bases 1 to 1554 code for a protein of 517 amino acids. NCBI's taxonomy places the organism in Eukaryota, Fungi, Ascomycota, Pichiomycetes, Serinales, Debaryomycetaceae. The transcript has a single exon.